UUUGACAAAAGUCAAAAAUCCCUACUAAAAAAAAUCUUAUUUUUGUCUGCUGUUUGUUGUAAAUUUUUUUAGGGCGUGGAAUUAUUUGUUAAUCACUUUCUUUCCAAUUAAUUUCGAAUCUCACACGAAAAAAAACCAAUCAAAAAAAUCUCACCCAAAAACAAUGGGAGCUAGCAACAAAAACACUCGAAUAGCUCUUGGAAUAUCCACAGCAUCAGCUAUAUUUGUUGUAAUUGCUUUUUUCUCGCCAUAUUGGUUGGUCACCGAUGGCAAACUAGCCAAUCCGAAAUUUCUCAAUCUUGGCCUAUGGGAAGUGUGUUUCAAUCACUUCCAAGACAUCCAUCGAUUCUACGACACUCGCUUCACCGGUUGCAUGUGGGUAUUUGAAGAGGAAUACUACAUAAUUCAUGAUUACUUGUUGCCCGGAUUUUACAUUGCUGUUCAAUUCUUUGCAACGCUUUGUUUUGUUGCUUGUUUGGUAGCAUUGCCAUUAACUUUGGCCUUCUUAAAAUGCUCUCGCGAUGACGAUAGAUAUGUCUUCCUUCUGCUGACAAUUGGCGCAGUCGAAGUGUUUGGUUCACUUUGUGGAAUGUUGGCCGCUUUAAUUUUCGGUGCCAAUGGAGAUCGAAGAGAUUGGAUGCCUCAUUGGCAAAACAAUGAUAUGGGAUGGGCAUUCGCACUUGCUUGCAUUGGCAGUGCAUUCCUUAUGCCAGCUGGAGUACUUUAUAUUGUAGAAGCACGUCGCGAACGUUAUAAGCGUUUGAACGAAAUUGGAAAUCGUGAAGUAAACGAUUAUGCAAAUGAUUAUAAUACACGACGAUAUGGUGAAGGAGUACAGACAGAUAUUUAGAAUAUGUAUUAAUCGUUUAUAAUAGAUAGAAUCCGUCCAUAUCAAACCAAAAAUCAUGUUUGAUUUUAAUUUAAUUGUUUAUUUUGUAAGUUUUAUCCACUAGAGAAAGUGCCUUCACAUUAUUUUUGUAAAAAUAUAACUUUUGAAACAUUCCAUGUUUUUUUUUUUAAUUAUUUUUCUGUUUUAUUUUUAAUCACAAAUGACAAAUAAAAUUUUUUA
Molecule: messenger RNA, 1069 nt
Organism: Episyrphus balteatus (marmalade hoverfly)
Lineage: Eukaryota; Metazoa; Arthropoda; Insecta; Diptera; Syrphidae
Gene: kune
Exons: 1
Coding region: 164-850 (228 amino acids)
Biological process (GO): septate junction assembly; regulation of tube size, open tracheal system
Cellular component (GO): membrane; septate junction
Source: RefSeq, a predicted model, not a curated record